Eurypyga helias (sunbittern) is the source of this 526-nucleotide messenger RNA. Its product is annotated as membrane-bound transcription factor site-2 protease-like. The transcript is spliced from 4 exons. Gene Ontology annotation, molecular function: metalloendopeptidase activity. Gene Ontology annotation, biological process: membrane protein intracellular domain proteolysis; regulation of response to endoplasmic reticulum stress. The record is from RefSeq and is a predicted model, not a curated record. The annotation marks the transcript as partial. NCBI's taxonomy places the organism in Eukaryota, Metazoa, Chordata, Aves, Eurypygiformes, Eurypygidae. Gene Ontology annotation, cellular component: cytoplasm; membrane.
UUGCAGUCAUCCAACUCACUGAAAGCAUCUUAUGAAGACUGGCUGCUGACAUACGGCUUGAGCGUCUCUCCUUUCCACAUGAGGUGGCAAACAGCUCUCUUCAACCGCCAGUUCUACAACUGGGGGAGAUGGAAACCCAGAUUUCUCUAUUUGUGGUUCAGCAUAGGAAUGGUGUUUGGUAUAGUUGCCAUGUUUGGCUCUGUUAUCCUUCUCGGAAAGACACUGAUGCAGACACUGACACAGAUGCUCACCGAGGCACCGAAAGCUCAGAAUGAUCGUAUGCUGCAAGUUGUGGUGCCUGGUGUAAAUUUGCCUGUCAGCCAGCUGACCUAUUUCUUCUCUGCAAUCCUCAUCAGUGGUGUGAUACAUGAAAUCGGCCAUGGGGUGGCAGCUAUUCGAGAACAAGUACGAUUUAAUGGAUUUGGGAUUUUUAUCUUCAUUGUCUAUCCUGGAGCAUUUGUUGACCUCUUCACAACCCACUUGCAACUGAUAUCUCCAGUCCAGCAAUUAAGGAUAUUUUGUGCAG